Ostrinia nubilalis (European corn borer) is the source of this 1668-nucleotide messenger RNA. RefSeq names its product tetratricopeptide repeat protein 36. Lineage: Eukaryota; Metazoa; Arthropoda; Insecta; Lepidoptera; Crambidae. Gene Ontology annotation, biological process: cilium assembly. Bases 158 to 709 code for a protein of 183 amino acids. Gene Ontology annotation, molecular function: protein binding. The transcript is spliced from 4 exons. The record is from RefSeq and is a predicted model, not a curated record.
UCGAUAGUCAAUGAUGAGCGGAAAGCCUUGAGACAAACAUUGGUCCAUGGAAUGUAACGCAUAAUCUUAAAGGAAACGGGUUUUUAGAUUCCUGUUUUAGUUCAAAGUGAUACUUUGUGUUGAACGCAAGUGUAGCGGACUAAUUUUUAAAAUAACCAUGGAUAAUUUGAGUGAAAGGGACAGAGCAGUUUUGAGAAGUAUUUUUGAUCCAACGGCUACCAUAGGGGAUGUCGUUGAUGAUGGCGAUAAUUUUGAAGAAGAAGUUGAGCCAGCCACAGACGAGGUCAAGCAGUCUACAGCGCUGUGCACACAGGGCGUGCAACUAGCAGAGGCAGGGAAGCUGGAUGAAGCGCUCCAGCUGCUGAAUAAAGCGGUGGAGGCCGCGCCAGCCAGGGCCGCCGCGUAUAACGACCGCGCGCAGCUGUUGCGGCUUAUGCAGAAGGAUGAUGAAGCGAUGGCAGACCUCGACCGCGCGCUUCAACUAACCGAAGGCAGCAAGAGCCGUGCGCGCGCGCUCACGCUUUGUCAGCGCGGCGUGCUUCUACGCAAGCGCGGGCUAGACGACGCAGCGCGCGCAGAUUUCGCCGCCGCGGCUGAGUUGGGCAGCGGGUUCGCGAAGAAACAGGUAGUGGAACUGAAUCCAUACGCAGCCCUUUGCAACCAGAUGCUGAGUCAAGUGAUGAGAGGUGAAAAGGAAAUCAAGUUAUAAAGUUAUUUUUACCACAAAUAGUGAGUCUCUUUAAAAGUACCUAAUUUUAAGUGGCCAUUUGAUUUUGAUCAUGAUUUGUCAUACAAGACCUAUUGAUUUGAUUGUUUUAGGGCUAAUAAUGGUCUGUGACUACCCUUAGUCCCCUUAUGCCCCUGCAUAAGAGUUGCUAAUAUGUACAGUCGCGGAAUGAAAAGGUUCGUCAGUUUUCAAAUUGAUUCCUUCAACGAAUCGCGAGCACAUAUUACCUUUUGAAACUAUGUUACAGAAUAAUCUCGAGUUAGAGAAAAUAAUCUUUAACUGUUCGUCAGUAAAGUUCAAAAUUAUUCAGAUCAAAGUUGUUUGACGAUUUAUCUUGUCAAGAAGAUUAUUAUGAUUGAUAAACUUAAACCUUCUUGUUGGUUCAACCUGCCAUUAUUAUUUCUAUUAAAUUAAAAAAAACUACAUUUUAUAACAUUGCAGAUGGGAUAGAAAAAUAAACGAGCAAAACCUUAUUCGUUAGCAAACGUCAUAUUUAUUUAAAUGUUAGCAGCACUGUUUCUUGCACGGUUAUGUUGGCAAGUUUGACUCUUACAGUAUCUAGUGCAAGCGAAAACCGACACUAAGAUGACGAACCUUUUCAUUCCGCGACUGUACCUACUAUUAUUACAGUAUCAUCUACUUACCGUGUAUAAGGAGAUAGGUACCUACUUCCAACGAUUAAAAUAGAUUUAAAAGGAAUGUUUGAAAGUAUCGAAAUAAAACACACAAAAUCUAAUGGAUUAGAAAUUUAUAUUGUUGAGUACAAUCGACAUUUACAUCCGAAAACCCUCAACCAGAGACAAUCUCCGGUGCUCCCGCUAAAUCUCCCGCCCAAAUUGGAAAGUCUCAUACAUUUCAAAAUGACGAAUGUAAUGCUACAAAUCGAAAUACUGUACUACACUAUAAUAAUAGAAUAUGUAAUAAAAUGUCAUAAAAGAUCA